Lineus longissimus is the source of this 935-nucleotide messenger RNA. RefSeq lists its product as uncharacterized. Gene Ontology annotation, molecular function: heme binding; oxygen binding; oxygen carrier activity. The coding region runs from base 312 to 935 and encodes 207 amino acids. Gene Ontology annotation, biological process: oxygen transport; response to hypoxia. The record is from RefSeq and is a predicted model, not a curated record. Lineage: Eukaryota; Metazoa; Nemertea; Pilidiophora; Heteronemertea; Lineidae. The transcript is spliced from 3 exons.
CUAGUUCUCGGUAGCUUUCAGCAUUUUCCGAAGCGCAUCCAAUCGAUCAUCAACGUUCAAACCACAAAUCUUAUAACAAACUAGAUUAUCAUAGUUUGGUUCAAGUCGUCUUUUUAAAAUUCCUCUUUUUCUGACUACGUGUUCGUUCGGUUUUAAAACUUGGAGGUAAUUGAAAUUAUCGUUUUACGGUAUAUUUUGCAGGGAGUUCAAUUAUUUUCAGGAAACACCUGGAUUGACUCAAUGUGGAUACAAAUAGGCUUACAAGAGAUUGCAAUCCGAAGGGCCGAGUCUGUAUGAUUUAAUCUAUAAAAAUGGGGGCACAACCCAGCAGAGUGAGAGAAGAAGACCACCAAGCUCCGUCUGCUAACGGGACGAGAGCUUUUAUGGAUAAGUUACCUUUUAAGAUCAGCUUGACUCCAAUCCGGAAGAGGAAUCGAAGGAGGUCUCUAGUACACCCUCCACCCUUGACUGAGGAACAGAAAGGAUUAAUUAUACACACUUGGACCAUUCUAAAGCAGGAUAUUGCCAAGGUUGGAGUAGCUAUGUUCAUUGGGCUAUUCGAAACGCAUCCAGAAGCGCAGGAUAUCUUCCUCAGUUUCAAAGGUAUUCCUCACAAGGAGUUACGAGACAACCCUCAGCUUCGUUCCCAUAGCCUUCGGGUUUUAGGCACCGUGGACAAGGUGGUCUCGCGGAUCAACGAUGAAGAGAAAAUUGCAGCCGUCCUAUUGGAACUUGGAAAAAAACACAAGGCGUACAAUGCACACACAGACUUUUUGGAAGUAAGUAUGGGAAUAGAUUACAUGGGUGAAGCAUUCAUCUUUGCCUUGAAACCAGCGAUCGCGGAUGUCUGGACCACGGACGUUGAAAAAGCGUGGAGAGAUGCUUUCCAGCUGAUAAUCUAUUACAUGAAAAAAGGCUUGCUGUCCGCUACGUGA